Messenger RNA from Hydractinia symbiolongicarpus, 3738 nucleotides. Its product is annotated as SWI/SNF-related matrix-associated actin-dependent regulator of chromatin subfamily A member 5-like. Gene Ontology annotation, biological process: regulation of transcription by RNA polymerase II; nucleosome organization. Gene Ontology annotation, cellular component: chromatin; nucleus. Gene Ontology annotation, molecular function: ATP hydrolysis activity; nucleosome binding; DNA binding. The record is from RefSeq and is a predicted model, not a curated record. Bases 469 to 3564 code for a protein of 1031 amino acids. NCBI's taxonomy places the organism in Eukaryota, Metazoa, Cnidaria, Hydrozoa, Anthoathecata, Hydractiniidae. The transcript is spliced from 19 exons.
AACCGCCAUGAAGAUUUUUGCACUAAAGAUGUUUUGUCUUUGUCCCCAACAUAUUUUGAUUUAUUUUAUUCAUCUCUUAAAAUUAUUUUUUUCUAUUUUGACCAUAUACAUGACUGCAAAAAAUUAAUUUUUGUUCUCACUGAGUUUAAGAUUUUCCUGCGGACGAUUAUAAACGUUCGAAUCUGGCCCGUGAUAUACACACGCCAUUUAAAUUGGCGCGAAACAUUCUGGUCAGCGGACUUGUCUCUGUGUUUUGAUGUGCUUGGUUGCUCUUUCUAAAGUGAAUUAUUGUCUAUUGUUUUGGUUAGAUGCAGACUGCGGAUGACCAUUUCUGAUUUACAAGCUAUCGAUUCUUUCUCUUUAUCUCUUAAAAAAAAACACUUUCAUUUACAACCCGCGCGGGAAGUAGAAACGAACAGUUUGUGAGAAACGGUAGCUAUAAGCUACCUUGCUAAUACAUUUUAUACAAUGGAAGCUACAAUGGAAACAGAAACAAGCUCUACUGCGUCAGUGGAUACGACUAAGAAAGAAAAGGAAGUUGCUGAAGAAGCUUCUGCCACUGAGAGUUCAGAUGAUGAAGAAGAAGAAAAAAAGGCAGCACCCAUUGUUAUUAACAAGACAAUGGGUGUCAACAAAGAAUAUAUGGACAAAAUGGAAAAGGACAGAUCAACAAGAUUUAAUUUUCUUCUUAAACAAACAGAAAUAUUUUCCCACUUUUUAACAACAGCUGGUAAGAAACCACCGAAAAGCCCCUUAAAAAUGAAAAAGCAGCCAGAUUUCCCUAGCCCUCCGAAAAAUGUGAAAGAUCAUCGUCACCGAAGAACAGAGAAGGAAGAAGAUGAAGAGCUUUUAGAAGAUUCCAAGCAUUCACAAACAACGGUUCUGCAGUUCCAAGCAUCCCCAUCAUACAUUAAAAAUGGCACAAUGAGAGAUUAUCAAAUACGUGGUUUAAACUGGAUGAUAUCACUUUAUGAAAAUGGUAUUAAUGGUAUUUUAGCCGAUGAAAUGGGUCUAGGCAAAACACUGCAAACUAUUUCCCUGAUUGGGUACAUGAAACAUCAUAGAAAUCAGCCAGGUCCACACAUCGUUAUUGUGCCGAAGUCAACAUUGGCAAAUUGGAUGGCUGAAUUUCAAAAAUGGUGUCCAACUUUACGAGCACAUUGUCUGAUUGGAAAUCAGGAAGCCAGGGCAGCAUUCAUUCGUGAAACAUUGUUACCAGGGGAGUGGGAUGUCCUAGUUACGUCAUAUGAAAUGUGUAUCCGGGAAAAGGCCGUUCUCAAGAAGUUUGCGUGGAGAUUCCUGUGCAUUGACGAGGCUCAUAGAAUUAAAAAUGAAAAAUCCUUACUAUCAGGAAUUGUCAGGGAAUUCAAAUCUUCAAACAGACUUCUAUUAACUGGUACUCCACUACAGAAUAACCUGCAUGAACUUUGGGCGUUGCUGAACUUCUUACUACCAGAUGUUUUUAAUUCCUCUGAGGAUUUUGAUGCUUGGUUUAACACUGAAAAUCUAACAGAACAAGACCAGCUCGUGCAAAGGUUGCAUGCAGUGUUGCGUCCAUUUUUACUGCGUCGUCUAAAAAGUGAAGUUGAGAAGGCACUGCUUCCAAAAAAAGAAAUACGUAUUUUUGUAGGAUUGAGUGCCAUGCAAAGACAGUGGUACACAAAACUACUGAUGAAAGAUAUCGAUAUAGUAAAUGGUGCUGGAAAAACAGAUCGAAUGAGAUUGUUAAAUAUUCUCAUGCAGUUACGUAAAUGUUGUAAUCAUCCAUACUUGUUCGAUGGUGCUGAACCUGGACCUCCUUACACAACAGACCAACAUCUUGUUGACAACUGUGGUAAACUACUGGUGCUUGAUAAACUUCUCUUCAAACUCAAAGAAACUGGUUCUCGUGUUCUUAUAUUCAGUCAAAUGACGCGUCUGUUAGAUAUCCUUGAAGAUUAUUCAAUGUGGAGAGGCUUCCAAUACUGUCGUCUUGAUGGCCAAACACCUCACGAAGAAAGAACUGCGCAAAUAAACGAUUUCAAUUCUCCUGGUAGUGAUAAAUUCAUGUUUCUUUUAAGUACAAGGGCGGGUGGUUUGGGUAUUAAUUUAGCCACCGCCGAUGUUGUGGUCAUGUAUGACAAUGACUGGAAUCCACAAGUUGAUUUGCAAGCACAGGAUCGCGCUCACAGAAUUGGUCAGAAGAAACAAGUUCGAAUCUUCAAGUUUAUCACAGAAAAUACUGUCGAAGAGAGAAUUAUUGAGCGUGCCGAAAUGAAGUUGAGGUUAGACAGAGUUGUCAUCCAGCAGGGACGUUUGGUUGAUUCUACUAAUAAAAUCAAUAAAGAUGAAAUGUUGAAUAUGAUUCGGCAUGGAGCUGAUAAAGUUUUUGCUGGAAAAGAUUCUACCAUUACUAACGAAGAUAUCGAUGCUAUAUUAGAACGUGGACAGAAGAAGACUGAAGAAUUAAAGGAAAAAAUGGAUUCAUUGGGAGAAAGUCAACUGCGUAACUUUACGAUGGAUGUACCGGAGAGUAUCUAUCAGUUCGAGGGUCAGGACUUUCGUGAUACCCAUGAUAAAGUUGGCGCUGUUUCGCACUGGAUAGAACCGCCGAAACGUGAAAGGAAAGCUAACUAUGCUGUUGAUACCUACUUCAAAGAAUUAAUGCGCGUGAAUGAACCGCGAGCUCCCAAAGCUCCGCGUCCUCCCAGGCAACCCAAUGUUCAAGACUUUCAAUUCUUCCCACCGAGACUGUUUGAACUUUUGGACAUAGAAAUAUACAGUUACCGAAAAACUAUCGCGUACAAGGUUCCACGUGACUAUGAUCUUGAUGAAAGCGAAUCGAAAAAAAUGCAAAAGCAAGAACAAGCUAGAAUUGAUAACGCCUUGCCUCUUACUGAAGAAGAGGCCAAGGAAAAAGAUGAACUCUUAGGACAGGGUUUCACUAGUUGGAACAAACGAGAUUUUAAUCAGUUUAUUAAAGCUUGUGAGAAGUAUGGUCGUGAUGAAAUCGAUCUAAUAUGCAAAGAAGUGGAAGGGAAAACCCCUCAAGAGGUACGAGAAUACGCUUCCGUCUUUUGGGAACGAUGUAACGAAUUAACAGAUAUAGACAAAAUCAUGGCGCAAAUAGAACGAGGCGAGGCGAAAAUCCAACGACGCAUAAGCAUCAAAGAAGCAAUGGAAGCGAAGAUGGCGCGCUACAAAUCACCCUUCCAUCAAUUGAGGAUUCAGUAUGGUACAAAUAAAGGAAAGAAUUACACAGAAGAAGAGGAUCGUUUCCUGGUGUGUAUGUUGUAUAAGCUUGGAUUUGAGCGAGAAAAUGUUUACGAAGAGUUACGCCAGGCUGUACGAAGUGCUCCGUUAUUCCGAUUUGACUGGUUCAUCAAGUCAAGAACGGCAGUUGAGCUUCAAAGGCGUUGUAAUACACUCAUCACUUUAAUUGAGCGUGAAAACCAAGAAAUAGAAGAGAAAGAACGACGCGAUAAGAAAAAAGGUCCAAAACCAGGUUUACCUAGGGGUCCAAGUCAGAAACGAAAAAAUGAAGCCACUCCGGGCAGUAAACCACCCAAAAAAGUGAAGAAGUAAACGGACCAGUUGCGAUUGUUUAUUGGAACUUCUUUGAUUUUUCAUUCUUGCAUAUACUAACUAUUUAUUCAGAGAUGUUUUGUAAUGGUUUUGUUGAAUAUCAAUGUGCGAAAAUAUACAACGAUAGUCUCAAGACACUUAUGUUGAGAUAAAUGAUUUUAUAUUUGACAUAAA